Messenger RNA from Syzygium oleosum, 6054 nucleotides. Its product is annotated as protein translocase subunit SECA2, chloroplastic. Lineage: Eukaryota; Viridiplantae; Streptophyta; Magnoliopsida; Myrtales; Myrtaceae. Gene Ontology annotation, cellular component: membrane; chloroplast envelope. The transcript is spliced from 38 exons. Gene Ontology annotation, molecular function: ATP binding; protein kinase activity; protein binding. The record is from RefSeq and is a predicted model, not a curated record. Gene Ontology annotation, biological process: protein phosphorylation; protein targeting; protein import. Bases 70 to 5571 code for a protein of 1833 amino acids.
UUUUUUCGCGGGUGACGGAACACAACUACGCACGACGAGGCCAUUUUCGUCACCUCGACGACCUCAACGAUGGAGCCGCCGGAGUGCCCCGUAUGCCUCGCCGCGUACGACGGCGACGACGCGGUCCCUCGCGUGCUCGCGUGCGGCCACAGCGCGUGCGAGACCUGCCUCGCGCGCCUCCCUCGACCUUUCCCCCACGCCGUCCGGUGCCCCGCGUGCACCCAGCUCGUCAAGUUCCCGCCUCAGGGCCCCGCCUCUCUCCCCAAGAACAUCGACCUCCUCCGUCUCUGCAACCCCGAACCCGACCGCGCCGGCCGCGACCGAUCCCGCCGAGAAUCGCCGGACGAUGAUCGUCGGGUCAACCGGGAGCUGUUCGUCGGCAAGACGUGGUCCGACCAGUUCUACGCCGCGUGGAAAGAGUGGAUAGUCCCGAGCGACGCUGUCUCGGUCGAAGAAGAUCGCGGGGGCGAUCGGCGUGGCUUUUGUUACAAGUUGGUAGGGAGAAUUGGUUAUGUUGAUUCUGGUUUGUUGUCCAUGCGGUGUCGCGAGAAGCAGGAAAUUAGUCUUGUUCCGAUGGUUUCGUUGUCGAAUUGGAGCGAGGACAGUUCGGGGUUCAGGUUCGAUUAUGUUGCGAGGGUUUUGACUUGUUUGAGUAGUAUUGGGGAGGAAGCAUUGGAUGAAUUAGCUUUAAUUUUGAGAGCAUCCUUGAGAAGACGGUGUAGAGUGUGUCAAGUUUAUGGCUUGUGGGGUAAUCUUAAGGAUGAAGUUCUGUAUUUAGUAUGUGAGAGGCUCAACGGACAGGUUUUACGGGAUUUUGGUGAGUUGCUGCAGUUUGAUGGUGUCGAUGGAAACAACGCGAGUAACGAUUGGGUGUCUGGUUUUGCAAUCACGGGUAUGGAGAUAUGUGAGGGGGUAAUCAGCUUGCACAACGAAGGGCUUAUAGCUGGCUGUUUGGGUAUUUCAUGUAUGAAGAUAGAUGAAUUUGGACAUGCGUGUAUUGAUUUGAAUGAGGUCUUGGUGAUGGAAAGGAAAGUCGCUGGAGUUGCUGGUGAGUAUGUUUCUGAUGGAAAAAGAAUUGAUAACAAAGAGUUGCAUAAGAUCUUCCGCGAGUUACUGGAGAAUGAUGCUCUCUUGAGCCCUGAGGUACUGUUUGAGCUAUUGAGGAGAUGGGAUGCUAAAUUAGAUGAUUCCGGCAGCUCGUAUUUGAUCGGGUAUGGAUCAGAUGUCUGGGUAUUGGGAUGUAUGCUCGUUAGGCUUCUUAUGGGUGCUGCAUUCCCUGGAGAGACCUGGAACGUGAGAGAAGAAGAUGAUUCAGAUUUUUCAGUUUUGUACAUUAAUUGGUUGGAAAACAUUGGUUCUUUUUUGGAGAAAAAAGUGACCUCGCAUUUUGUGUCGUUGAGGCUGGUGCUCCUUGAAUGUUUGAACUUGGAUCCACAAACCCGACCGCUUAUAACUGAUGUGAGAAAAUGCAUUAGGGAACUGAUUGUGGGAUAUCAAUUUUGCAAUGGGGGUAUUGAGGAGAAGGUAGUUAGAGAAGAUCCUGAGUUUCAUUGCUUGAUUUUAGGGAAAUUAUGUCGGAUGGCAUGGAAAAGUUCAGAUACACGGAGAAAAGAGUUGCAUGGGAGCGAGCAUGCUUGUGGAGCAGAGAAUCGAACUGGUAAGGUUGGAGUGGAUAAAGAGUUAGCUGAUGGUUUCUCUGAGCAAAGUGUUAAAUGCAUAAAUAUGCGGGGUCAUCUUGACUGUAUUACUGGUUUCGCCGUCGGAGGAGGAUUUCUCUUUAGCUCCUCUUUUGAUAAAACGGUCCAGGUGUGGUCUUUGCGGGAUUUCUCUCAUGUACACUCAUUUAGGGGUCAUGAACACAAGAUCAUGGCUGUAAUCUAUGCUGAUGGGGAACAACAAUUAUGUGUCAGUGCUGAUAGUGGAAGUGGUAUAUGUGUCUGGAAAAUACAUGCCCCUAUAAUGGAAGAGCCACUCAAAAAAUGGUAUGAGCAAAAGGAUUGGCGGUACAGUGGUAUACAUGCAUUGGCCUACUCAAGGAAUGGGUACCUCUAUACUGGAAGUGGAGACAAAUUGAUUAAAGCAUGGUCAUUGCAGGAUUGCACCCUUUCAUGCAGCAUGGAUGGUCAUAAAUCUGUAGUUUCCACAUUGGUUGCAUUCAAUGGGGUCCUUUACAGUGGCAGUUGGGAUGGAACUGUCAGAUUAUGGUGCCUUGGUGAUCAUAGUCCCCUGGCAGUAUUGGGGGAAGACAUACCUGGAAAUAUGUCACCAGUCCUGUCUAUUACAGGGGAGAGGCAUUUUCUGGUUGCAGUUCAUGAAAAUGGAAGUAUAAAGGUCUGGAAAAAUGAUGUGUACAUAAAAUCUGCAAAAGUGCAUAAUAGUGCUAUUUUUGCAGUAAGCUUAGAAGGCAAAUGGCUGAUAACUGGAGGCCGGGAAAAAACCAUCAAUAUACAGGAAUUAUCAGGUGAUGAGCUUCAGGUAGACAUUAGACCGGUUGGUUCAAUACCUUGUAGUUCUGUCGUGACAGCUCUCUUAAGCUGGCAGGGAAAAAUUUUUGUUGGAUGUGCCGAUAGGUCAGCAAAGGAGAACAAUGGACGCGUCGCUAGGGCGUGGAGGGAUUUCGCGAGCUUGAACUACUGGGUCGUGCGGGAUUAUUAUCGACUUGUGGACGCGGUCAGUUCUCUCGAGCCGCAGAUGCAGAGGCUCACUGAUGAUCAGUUGGCUGCGAAGACAUUGGAAUUUAGACGAAGGCUGGGGCAGGGCGAAACACUUGCUGAUAUUCAAAGUGAGGCAUUUGCCGUGGUACGCGAAGCUGCCAAGAGAAAGCUUGGAAUGCGCCACUUUGAUGUACAGAUUAUUGGUGGUGCUGUGCUUCAUGACGGAUCCAUUGCUGAGAUGAAAACAGGGGAAGGAAAAACAUUGGUUUCUACUCUGGCUGCAUAUCUUAAUGCUCUGACUGGUGAAGGUGUACAUGUGGUAACGGUGAAUGAUUAUCUAGCUCAACGUGAUGCUGAGUGGAUGGGGCGUGUUCAUCGCUUCUUGGGCCUCUCAGUGGGUUUAAUUCAGAAGGGAAUGAAAUCAGCGGAGAGGAGACGCAACUACCAAUGUGAUAUAACCUACACUAAUAAUUCUGAACUUGGCUUUGAUUAUUUGAGGGAUAAUCUAGCAGGCAAUAGCGAGCACCUUGUUAUGAGAUGGCCAAAGCCAUUUCAUUUUGCGAUAGUUGACGAAGUUGAUUCUGUUCUUAUCGAUGAAGGAAGAAAUCCUUUGUUAAUUAGUGGUGAGGCUAGUGAAGAUGCUGCACGCUAUCCCGUCGCUGCAAAGGUGGCUGACUUGCUCGUGCAGGGGGUUCACUACAAAGUGGAGCUUAAAGAUAACUCUGUAGAGUUGACUGAGGAAGGGAUAGAGCUUGCGGAGUUCGCUCUUGAGACAAAUGACUUAUGGGAUGAAAAGGAUCCCUGGGCUAGAUUUGUGAUGAAUGCUUUAAAGGCCAAAGAAUUCUACCGACGGGAUGUCCAAUACAUAGUUAGAAAUGGAAAGGCUUUAAUUAUCAAUGAGCUGACAGGGAGAGUUGAAGAGAAGAGGAGAUGGUCUGAAGGCAUACACCAGGCAGUAGAAGCGAAAGAAGGCUUGAAGAUUCAGGCUGAUUCAGUUGUUGUGGCACAAAUCACGUACCAAUCCUUGUUUAAGCUCUAUCCUAAGCUUUCUGGAAUGACUGGAACUGCAAAAACUGAAGAGAAAGAAUUCCUGAAAAUGUUCCACGUGCCAGUCGUUGAAGUACCGACAAAUCUACCAAAUAUCCGCAAAGAUUUACCCAUCCAAGCUUUUGCUACUGCUCGUGGAAAGUGGCAAUUUGUUCGUGAAGAAGUUGAGUACAUGUUUAGACAUGGACGCCCUGUUUUGGUGGGCACGACCAGUGUAAAGAACUCCGAGCAUUUGUCUGAUCUGCUGAAGGAAUGGAAGAUUCCUCACAAUGUCUUGAAUGCCCGACCUAAGUAUGCUGCAAGGGAGGCAGAGAUCGUUGCUCAAGCUGGGAGAAAGUAUGCUGUUACAAUUUCUACAAAUAUGGCUGGGAGGGGCACGGACAUAAUCCUUGGAGGAAAUCCAAAAAUGUUAGCAAAAGAAAUAGUAGAAGACAGUUUACUCUCAUUUCUCACCCAAGAAGUACCAGAAUUGGAGGCUGACAGAGAAAUGCUUCCAGAAAAGGUUCUUUCAAAAAUAAAGGUGGGACCGUCGUCGUUAGCUCUGCUAGCAAAGACAGCAUUAAUGGCCAAAUAUGUUCGCAAGAGUGAGGGCAAAUACUGGACAUUAAAGGAGGCCAGAUCUAUUAUCUCAGAAUCAGUUGAAAUAAGUCAAUCAACUGAUAUAAAGGAAUUACAGAGGCUUGUCAAUGAGCAGGCUGAGAUGUACCCACUGGGUCCUACCAUAGCAAUAGCUUAUCUGGAAGUUUUAAAGGAAUGUGAAGUACACUGUUUCAAUGAAGGAGCUGAAGUUAAAAGGCUUGGGGGGCUUCAUGUAAUUGGAACAUCCUUGCAUGAGUCUCGCAGAAUAGACAACCAGCUUCGUGGCAGAGCAGGAAGGCAGGGGGAUCUGGGAUCAACGCGAUUUAUGGUCAGCUUGCAGGAUGAGAUGUUUCAAAAGUUCAAUUUUGACACAGAGUGGGCCGUUAGACUAAUAUCAAAAAUUACAAACGAUGAGGACAUACCCAUUGAAGGUGAUGCAAUUGUAAAACAGCUCUUAGCACUGCAAAUAAAUGCAGAGAAGUACUUCUUCGGCAUAAGAAAGAGCCUGGUCGAAUUUGAUGAAGUAUUAGAGGUGCAAAGAAAGCAUGUGUAUGAUCUUCGGCAACUGAUGCUAAUGGGUGAUAGCGAAAGUUGCUCCCAGCACAUAUACCAGUACAUGCAAGCGGCGGUUGAUGAAAUAGUAGUAGCAAAUGUUAAUCCAGCAAAGCAUCCAAGCACCUGGAGCUUGAAUAAGCUGUUGGAAGAGUUUUCUUCCAUUUCUGGGAAGUUGUCGGAUGGCUCAUUUGCAGGAAUCACUGCAGAGGCUUUACUAAACUCACUUUCUCAUCUUGAUGACAUAAACUCUGUAGAUAUUAACAACUUUAACCUUCCAAACUUGCCAAAACCUCCAAAUACUUUUAGAGGAAUCCGCAUGAAGAGUGCUUCAUUGAAACGUUGGCUUGUCAUAUGCUCUGAUGAUAUGGCCAAGAAUGGGAGGUAUCGGUCUGCCAUUAGUUUACUUAGGAAGUACCUUGGAGAUCUCUUGAUCGCUUCAUACUUGGAUGCCAUACAAGAAUUGGGAUAUGAUUAUGCUUAUGUGAAGGAAAUUGAGAGAGCAGUUCUUGUGAAGACCCUAGAUUGCUUCUGGAGGGACCAUCUUGUCAACAUGAACCGGCUCAGUUCUGCGGUAAAUGUGCGAAGUUUCGGGCAUAGGAAUCCUCUUGAAGAAUACAAAAUCGAUGGUUGCAGGUUCUUCAUCUCAAUGCUCAGUGCCACAAGAAGGCUUACAGUCGAAUCACUGACUCGUUACUGGUCAUCACCAUUGGAGACAGAGGAAAUAUACAUCUCAUAACACCUAAAGAAAUUUCUGUUCAGAGGAAUGUUUACUCCAAAUCAAUGACCAAUUGCUGUUCUGGAGAUGUUGCUCUCGGAUGGCGUUAGUAUGUUUUUUAAGGAAUACCGUCAUUCCCUGCAAAGUUUCUGGUUUUCAAAGUGAAUGACAUCCAGACUAAUGUUAAUCUAUACAUGUGCCCAAGGAACUUGCAGCAAUAUCUGGUAUGAUGGCUUGCAGUAUGGUUUUUGCUCGAGUCUUGAUUGGAUAUUCGAGAUGUGGGAGUGCACAGACAAUUCUUCCGAAGAGUAUAUAGCAGCUGUAGGGCACAGAUAUUGUUUUUUCGCUACACAUACAAUUCAAAAUGCAUACUAAAACUAAUCUAAUGCAUCACCUCGAGUGACUGAAAUAGGAAUGCACAAUUUCUCCUUUUUUGGGGGGCUGAGAUGGGGGUUCAACUGUAUUAUGACGGAAUCCUGAUAUACUCAGAGUGAGAGAGAGAGA